This is a messenger RNA of Hippopotamus amphibius kiboko, 2849 nucleotides long. It is a transcript of the gene CD1A, whose product is annotated as CD1a molecule. The coding region runs from base 541 to 1560 and encodes 339 amino acids. Gene Ontology annotation, biological process: antigen processing and presentation, endogenous lipid antigen via MHC class Ib; positive regulation of T cell mediated cytotoxicity; immune response. The record is from RefSeq and is a predicted model, not a curated record. The transcript has 6 exons. NCBI's taxonomy places the organism in Eukaryota, Metazoa, Chordata, Mammalia, Artiodactyla, Hippopotamidae. Gene Ontology annotation, molecular function: exogenous lipid antigen binding; lipopeptide binding; endogenous lipid antigen binding. Gene Ontology annotation, cellular component: external side of plasma membrane.
UCUGAAAAAGCUAAUAAAGGAACCAAUGAGAAGUCAGAGACGUGAAUGAGGUGGGGUGAGGGUGAGAAAGAGGAAGAGAAUAUUUGAGAAAGUAUUCAAAAGGGCAAGAGAAGGACAGAGAGACAGAACAGAGCAGGGACAUAAGAAUAUUAGGUAGGUUGCUGGGAAGGCAUUUAGUUUCAUGCAUUUACUGUAUGAAUGAGAAAAAAAGGCCUUACAGGUAUAUUGACUUUUCAACACCCCAUAAGACCUGUUCCAUAGCAGUUAAAUUAGGGAAAGUUGAAAAGGUUAGAAGCUGGUGACAAGAAGAAAAGCUGGAAGUCAGAGAGGAGAGUCAGAACUGGAAGGGAAAUAAGCAUCUGAGUAGGUGGUGCAGGGUUUAGCGAAGGAGCAGAUUUUCUUUCCUUUAGAUGGUGACUGAAGGGAAGGUUUGUCUGUUGAUAGGAGAAGGAAGUCAGAACAGAGGUGUUGUGGGGUAAGUUUGUUUAGAACAGAAAUCAAAGACCAACUUUUCUGAGAGAAAGAACAUCUGCAAAUGAGAUGCUAUUUCUGCAACUUCCACUGCUCCUGGCUCUCCUCCCAGGUGGUAACAGUGUGGAUGGCUUCCAGGAGCCAAUCUCCUUCCAAAUCAUGUGGAGCUUUCUGUUUUACAACCGUUCCUGGGUACAAAAUGCGGGCUCAGGCUGGUUAGGUGAGUUGCAGACUCAUGGCUGGGACAGCAGCUCUGACACAAUCAUUUACCGGUGGCCUUGGUCCAAGGGCAACCUCAGCAAUGAGCAGCUGAUGGAACUGCAAAAUUUUUUUCGCAUGAACUUAAUUGCAUUUGUUCAAGGACAUCAUGACCAUGCCAGUCAAUGGCAGCUUGAAUAUCCCUUUGAGGUGCAGGUAGCAGGAGGCUGUGAGCUGCAUGUUGGGGAAGCCUCAGUAGGUUUUAUACAGGUUGCUUAUCAAGGAUCAGAGUCGCUGAGUUUCCAGAACAAUUCAUGGGUGCCCGCUCCAGAGGGUGGAAGGAGGGCUCAGCAGGUCAGCAGCCUACUCAAUUACUACGAAGUCGCCAGGGAAGAAACAUGCAAUAUGCUCAGUGACACCUGCCCAUGUUUCCUCUUGGGUCUUCUUGAUGCAGGGAAGGCAGAUCUCCAGCGACAAGUAAGACCAGAAGCCUGGCUGUCUCCUGGCCCUGAUCCUGGCCCUGGCCGUCUGAUGCUGGGUUGUCACGUCUCUGGAUUCUACCCAAAGCCUAUUUGGGUGGUGUGGAUGCGGGGUGAGCAGGAGCAACAGGGCGCUCAGAGAAGUGAUGUCUUGCCUAAUGCUGAUGGGACAUGGUAUCUUCGGAGUUCCUUGGAUGUGGAAGCCAGUGAGGCAUCGGGCCUGAGUUGCCGGGUGAGACACAGCAGUCUAGGAGGCCAGGACAUCAUCCUCUACUGGGAUCCUCAGAGCUCCGUGGGCUGGAUUGUCUUGGCAGUGAUCGUGCCCUUGGUGCUCCUGAUAGCUCUUGCGUUUUGGCUUAGGAAGCGCUGGACACACUGUGAACUUCUAAGUGGUCUUAUCCCUUUGGAAUGAAAUCCCAGCAGCCCAGGAGCUCAGGACACAUCCACACAGAACUCGGUGGUGAUGGCCUUUCCGCUUUCCUUGUACACCUGUUUUGGUUGUUGUUUAUUUCUGCUUAAUGAUCAAUGUCAAUAUAAGAUAAAUGUAAUUUUACAGGAUUUGUUGUUCUAACCUGGGUUAUGGGUCUUUAAAAUUCAAAAUUUAAAUUCUGAAUGGAAUGAAGUCCUAGGGACCUUCGUGUAUUCAAGUGUGAAUGGGUCAUCAGGCUUACUUCAUAUGUCACUCCCUCCAGAGGGCCUUCCCUGAUUCACGAGUGGAAGCUGUCUCUGCCUCGUCUGAACUCCCAUCACAAUUUGACUGGACUUUGCUAAAUCUCCUCCUCACUUCAGACCCUUUGUGGCCACUAUUUAGUUCUCUUUUCCCCUUCUAAUUUUUAAGCUUCUUGAGAGGAAAGUCCAUGUGUUUUUUACUGUAGGUAUCCCUGGCAAAAUAUCUUACUUUCAUGUAAUAUGUUCUCAGUAAAAAUCUGUGUUAAGUUUAUGCCAAUUUUAUAGCCUUUUAAAAAUUCUGUUUUUUACCUGCCAUCUUUGGAGUAGUCGAGACAUCUGAUGCUUUUCUGAUUAAGUCUUCUCACUUGGCCAAGAAACUUCAUACUUUCCUAGUUCCUUAGUGAUUUCGCUGAGCCCCUGGGGAGAAACACAGUUUUACCUCUGACCAUUCUUGUUAUUUAACUCCAGAGACUUAUUGUGGGUGAAAGUGUUGCUUCACGUAUUCUAAACAGAAAGAGGAAGGCAGAAUGUAGACCCUUAUUAUUCAGGGUGGUUCAUGGACGAGGAGCUGAGCUAGUUAGAAAUAUAGAAUCUUGCACCUUACCUUAGACUUCCUGAGUCGUAAUCUGCAUUUUAGCCAAAUCAGCAGGGGGUUCAUAGGUGCAUUGAAAUUUGAGAAGCACUAAUGUGGGUGACACCUGAGAGGAAGUGGGGGAGAAAAGAAGAUGGUCAAGAAAAGAGGACAAGAGUGUUGAUCCUGAGGACUGAAGUGAGAGCAAGGCAAGGGGAUUACAUAGAACACAUUCUUGCUAUUCACAGAUGUUGUUAAAGUCACUGGAAACAGUGAUUUAGUGAAAACUGAGAAAUUGCUGCUGGAGAAAGACGGGGUUAGGUUCCAGUGAGCUUCUGGUCAUAACAUUUUUGUCAACUAAUGAAUACAUAGCCUUGUUUUAUGUGUUUCUGUUUAAAGAUACUAUAUAUAUGUAAAAUUUCCAAACAGUGUUUUAAAUUAUAUGCAUUAUUUCUUUAUAA